AUGCUGCCCCUAAGCCUCGUCUGCUUCCCGCUCUUCGUCGUCUCCUUGACGAGCCUCGUAGCCGGUCUUCUGCACCGUGGACUAGGCAGGGCAAACCUCGACGGCAACCCCGAUGCCCUGCUUACCACCCCUGAGCUCGCCACCAAAUACGGAUUCCCCUUGGAGAUCCACCGAGUGGUCACCGAGGAUGGGUACGUCCUCGAGCUGCACAGGAUUCCCCGAGGUCGGCGUUCCGCGAUCCUGAAGAGGGGUUCAGGAAUCCCCGUGCUGUUGCAGCACGGCCUUGCCGGCAGUUCUGCGGAUUGGAUCAUCAUGGGCCCCGAGAAUGGAUUGGCUUACAUUUUGGCAGACCGUGGGUACGAUGUGUGGCUUGGGAAUAAUCGUGGAAACGUCUACUCCAGGAACCACACCGUGAUCUCUCCCACCGACAAGAAUUUCUGGGACUUCAGCUUCCACGAGCUCGGCGUGUACGACUUGCCGGCUACUAUAGACCACAUCAUCGAUAUCACCGGUUUCGGCAGGGUCCUCUUCGUGGGCCAUUCUCAGGGCACCACGCAGUUCCUGGUGAUGGCCUCGCAGCGCCCUGAAUAUAAUUUCAAAGUCGACCUGAUGGUCGGCCUUGCACCCGCAGCCUAUACCAGCAAUUUGCGAGGUCCGAUUACUAAGUUGGCCAAGUUGACAUACUUCGGCGUGUGGGUCGGAGAGAGAUUCGGGUAUCCCGAACUGGGCUCUAGGUCCAACUGGGGGAAAUUCGUGUCCAAUCUCUUCUGCCAGAAUUCCGCACCCACCCAGUUCCUCUGCACGAACUUCUUCUUCCUGAUGACGGGGUACAACCAGGAAGAGCUCAACUUGAUGAACCUCACCGUCAUCAUCGGGCACGUUCCUGCGGGGGCGUCGUGGAAGCAGCUCGUACAUUUUGGCCAGGGUCACAUCAAUCCAGGGUACUUCAGGCUGUUUGAUUAUGCGAACGAGGAGAAGAACGUUCAACUCUAUGGGUCUGCCGUGCCUCCGGAAUAUCCCUUGGAGAGGAUCAGCACCCCCGUUGCACUUUUUGGCAGCGACGAGGACAGACUCGCCACGACCGAGGAUGUCGCUAGACUCGUUUCUCGACUGAACCACGUGGUCGCCGACGUCAAAGUCCCUGCCUUCAACCACUACGACUUCAUAUGGGGAAGAACGGCUCCUCGCAUGGUGUUCGAGCCCCUGAUUCGUAUUUUAGAGACCUACCGAUACUCGUUAACCGAUUUAAUAAUCCGAGAUUGGGAUAAAAUGGGUAACCGUCCAUGGUUUCUUUUUUUAAUCGGCUUAUUUAACAUGGUUUCGAUUAAUCAGAUGGAGCUGAUCGACAAGUACGGGUACAAUGGAGAGACUCAUCUCGUCACCACGAGGGAUGGUUACAUUUUAGAGUUACACAGGAUAACAGGAACCAAGAAGAAUCCUGAUCCUUCUGGGAAAACGGUGGUCUUCGUCAUGCACGGACUUUUGGGCUCAUCAGCUGAUUGGAUCCUCUCUCGACCUGGAAGAGCCCUCGCAUUCCUCUUGGCGGAUGCCGGAUACGACGUCUGGCUAGGAAAUGCCAGGGGGAACAAGUAUUCCAGAAGACACAGAUAUCUGAGCCUCUCCGACAAGAGCUACUGGUCCUUCAGCUGGCACGAGAUCGGCAUCUACGACCUGCCCAAGUUCAUCGACUACGCUUUGGAUACCACGGGACAGAAGGACCUCAUCUUCGUCGGCUUCAGCCAAGGAACGACGGUCUUCUACGUCAUGAUGUCCGAAUUGCCGAUUUACAACACCAGAAUUAGAGCCAUGUUCUCCUUGGCCCCCGUCGGGUACAUGGAGAACAUGAUCAGCCCCUUCUUCAAGUUCCUGGCGAUUUUCGUCGACCAGAUAGAGUUACUUACUAAGAUAAUCGGCUUCCUGGAGUUUGCUCCAACAGACGAGUUACUGAAGGAGUUCGCCUUGAAGCUCUGCGACGAAUCCGCCAUAACGCAACCGAUCUGUACCAACAUCUUCUUCAUAAUGUCUGGGUUUAGCUGCGACCAGAUGGACAAGAGUCUUCUUCCGGUCAUCCUCAGCCACGUUCCUGCAGGAGCUUCGGCGAAGCAAGUCGUCCACUACGGUCAGCUGAUCAAAUCCGGGUACUUCCGGCAGUACGACUAUGGGUUCUUCGGGAACCUGAAGAGGUACCACUCGAUCAGCCCUCCGGAUUACAACCUCUUCAGGGUCAGGGUUCCCGUGACCGUGUACUUUUCACACGGCGACUGGCUCUCCCAUCCUAAGGACGUGGAGAAGCUGUACUUCGAGUUGAGGAACCCGAAGGGGAAGAAUCCUGUUCCCCAUUCUACGUUUAACCACGUGGACUUCAUGUGGGCGAAGGACGCGAAAAAGCUGGUCUAUGAUCAUCUUUUGAAGUCCUUGGGGGAGAUUCGGACCCCUGGGCUCCGAUUUCUGGAAACCAACCGAACGAUACCGCUUAUCAUUGAUAAAGAUUCAUCUUAAUAAAUCAAGUGGAAGUCGCAGUU
This is a messenger RNA of Orussus abietinus, 2522 nucleotides long. RefSeq lists its product as uncharacterized. The coding region runs from base 1 to 2499 and encodes 832 amino acids. The transcript has 16 exons. The record is from RefSeq and is a predicted model, not a curated record. Gene Ontology annotation, biological process: lipid metabolic process. NCBI's taxonomy places the organism in Eukaryota, Metazoa, Arthropoda, Insecta, Hymenoptera, Orussidae.